AGCGGCCGUCGCGUCGUGAGCGAGAGAGCAAAAAGGGUCGUCGCUGGCACACAGUUGGGGUUCGCCCGUUGGCCAUUGAUUGACUGUCCGUCGUUGGGUUGGUUUGGAUUGGUUGUUGGCUGCUGGUCCGGUGCGUGUGAGUGUGUGGUCCCCGGGGCGUGUGCUGCACCAAGUUUUGAACUCGUGACAGGAACCUGCCCGUAAAUCCGGAACUCCUCAAUAUGGCUGUGCUGCAAUCGAUGAUCCUGGCCAGUGUCCUGGUGUUGGCGUUCGUGGUGCACCAAGGUGAUGCCAUUCGGUGCUUUGUCUGCAACAGUGCGGAUGACUCGCAGUGCGCGUACGACGUCCCGCCGGCGGAAAUGCAGGUCGACUGCGACACGCUCAAGGACGGCAACAAGUACACCUUCUGCCGGAAGAUCCACCAGUCGAUCGAGUUCUCCGUCAACAACCUGCCCCCAGACACCAGGUUGAUCCGUAGCUGCGGCUGGGAUGAAUCCUCCUACAAGGGCAAGUGCUACCAGCGUUCCGGAUUUGGUGGCCGCCAGGAGGUUUGCGCCUGCUUCGAGGACAACUGCAACGGCGCCUCGUCGGUGCAGGCCACCCUGGGACUGCUGUUGGCCGCCGCCAUCGCCUUCCUCGUUCGUGCUUAAUCCGACGGCGUAUGUCGCCCGGUUAGGAGAAGUGUGCUAGUGUAGCUUUCCCAGAAAAAAAAGAUGUUUGAUUUUUGUCCCCGCCCUCCCUUCGAACAGUUUUUAGGUGCUGCAAAAGUUGAAUAAAAGCUAGCAAAAAUACAAACAUACUCACUCACACACACGCAACACAACCGCAGAACGAACGCGCGUAGGAAUUUUAAAAUCUCAUCAAAAGUUUAAGAAAAAAUCACGAUGCUAUAGUUUAAGAAGACAACCAAACAAAAAACCGUACUGGAAUUCAAGUAAACGUUCCAUUAGUUCAAACGAAAAUCAAAUUGAACCUUUGCAGAAAAUAAACAAAAAGAAACACUGUUGAAUAGUCAAUAGAUUUAGUUUUUUAAAUUGUAUUACUAGUACUAUAAAGCUAGGUUCCGAACACACAUUCGCUAUUUAUGAGAUAUUUUAAAGUGCAAGCUAAAUUUCCUCGAACCAAUCGGGGGAGUUCAAUUCGCAUGCCCCAAAACUCGUGCCCAUCCGUAACAAACCCGAGCAAUCCAAUUUCGUCCCAACUAAUUGAUAACGAAAAACUCUGUGUUCAGCGACGCCAUUUUGCGGUGGGCACGUGCUUUGAGCGCGCAAAAUGGCUACCCUCGGUUUUGGCAUGGCAAUAUUCCUUUGUAAAUACAGUAUCGAUGUACUCUACACAGAUGCGGAUGUGAGCGCGGGAGGGUUCAGCUUCAGGUUAAGUUUUUUGCAGCGAUCGUCGAGAUAUCUUAGAAGUGUUAGGAAACUACGUCGAUGGCUUCUUAAAAAAAAACUGAAUUAUUUUAAGACUCCGAAAAACAAGUUGAAUAAAAUUGGUGAAUUACACACACAGAAAAACCAAAAAAGAAGUUUCUUUUUCGCCCAUUUCUGAUGAGCUUUAUUUUUCAAAUUUGGAAAUACAAAUGUUCCAGAUAUCUUCACGUGAAUCAAACCAGUGCUGCCAUCAUGUACGAUUCUGUUGCAGAAUUUUUUGACACGAAACACACGCAACUAGUCAGUAUGAAGUACGCGAAAGCUAUUGUAAGUAGAUGGUAGACGCGUCUAUGAAAUAGAGUUUAUGAACAAUUGUCAACUGAAGAAACUUUAUAAAUAAUAGAGUAACGACAAAGAAAAUCGGAUAAAGGGUUUCUGUUAGUGAGGGGAGCUCGCUGCCACCUCUAGUUCAAUGGAAGUGAGCCCUCGUUAUCACCACACUACCCUAAUUUGAAAAAUAGUUAGCUAGCGUCAUGAUUUAGUCCCUGAUCUAAACUGUCUCCACCCAGAACUAGAUCGUUACUCUUGUUUUAUUCUCAUACAUUUGUGUGAGACGAGCUCCCGUCAAGCUCGGGAGGAAAGAGUAUUUUAUCGGUUCAGAUUGAUUUUUGGAAGAAAACCUUGAAAAAUGUUGUAGCCAGUUAGAAUUUAAACUAGUGUUAACGUAAGAACAAAAAAAUAAAUGAAAAAUAAACGAAAAAUUAUACUGCUUUAUACGCUGAUAAAAUCGAACUAAAAAGUAAAAUUAAAAAAAAAUAAUGUUAGCGAUAAAUUGAAAUUAUUUAAAUAUAAAAGAAAUAAAAUUUGUAAAUGUUCUGGCAACACUUGCCUCCUCCAGUUGAGUUGAUUAGAGGCGUCUACCUUUUUCCAAACUGGUGCGGCCUACUUCGACCAGAUAGGGGUGUCCAUGCGCAAUAACGGACCGAUAAAUUUUAUGCAAAUGUUUGCCAUUGAUCGGUUGAAGAUGCGUUUAUUGGCACCGCGAGCUUGUGAACAACUAAUUGUAAGCUAGAAUUUUUCCCCAAAAGAUAAAUUCAGUGUCAGGAAAUCGAUUUGGACGCUGGAGCGUUACAGCUUGUGGAAAAAUAAACAGAACAAAAUUGAGUUUUAGUUCUUCGAC
Messenger RNA from Culex quinquefasciatus (southern house mosquito), 2550 nucleotides. RefSeq lists its product as uncharacterized. The transcript has 5 exons. Gene Ontology annotation, biological process: regulation of synaptic transmission, cholinergic; sleep; positive regulation of voltage-gated potassium channel activity. Bases 222 to 650 code for a protein of 142 amino acids. The record is from RefSeq and is a predicted model, not a curated record. NCBI's taxonomy places the organism in Eukaryota, Metazoa, Arthropoda, Insecta, Diptera, Culicidae.